Messenger RNA from Otolemur garnettii (small-eared galago), 2335 nucleotides. It is a transcript of the gene BTBD19, whose product is annotated as BTB domain containing 19. The record is from RefSeq and is a predicted model, not a curated record. The coding region runs from base 55 to 930 and encodes 291 amino acids. The transcript has 8 exons. NCBI's taxonomy places the organism in Eukaryota, Metazoa, Chordata, Mammalia, Primates, Galagidae. Gene Ontology annotation, molecular function: protein binding.
CUUCUCAGUUCUAGGGCCUGGCCAGGCCUCUUAGGCCUGCCCUCUACCCUACCCAUGGAGGGCCUCGGACUGGUGGUACGUGGUGAGGCUGCACCUUUUUCCACAGCUCUCCGAAGCCUCAUCAACAACCCUUGGUACAGUGAUGUUCGCUUUGUGGUUGGUCAAGAACGGCAGGAGAUAUUUGCCCACCGGUGUUUGUUGGCCUGUAGAUGCAGCUUCUUCCAGCGACUUCUGGGCUCAGAGCCCGGCUCCAGGGUGGAGAGUGCCGUGGUGCUAAGCACCGUGCCAGCUGAGACCUUCCUGGCAGUGCUGGAGUUCCUGUACACCAAUAGCGUCAAGCUGUAUCGCCACUCUGUGCUAGAAGUGCUGACAGCGGCUGUGGAGUACGGGCUAGAGGAACUGAGAGAGCUGUGCCUGGAGUUUGUGGUGAAGGUGCUGGAUGUGGAGUUGGUUUGUGAGGCCCUGCAGGUGGCUGUAACCUUUGGCCUGGGGCCGCUGCAGGAGUGCUGCAUAGCCUUCAUAGAGGCCCACAGUCAGGAGGCGCUUCGGACCCGAGGCUUUCUGGAACUGUCAGCGCCCGCGCUGCUGCCCCUGCUGCGCAGCGACAAACUCUGCGUGGACGAGGCUGAGCUGGUGCGGGCGGCCCGGAGCUGGGCGCGAGUGGGCGCGGCGGUGCUGGAGCGGCCUCUGGCCGAGGUGGCGGCCCCAGUGGUGAGAGAGCUGAGACUGGCUUUGUUGGCCCCGGCGGAGCUGAGUGCCUUGGAAGAGCAGAACCGGAGGGAACCUCUCAUUCCGGUGGAGCAGAUCGUGGAGGCGUGGAAGUGCCAUGCCUUGCGGAGAGGGGAUGAGGUUCGGGGCACCCCUUGUCGCCGCCGGAGGGGCACCCUGCCCCGGGAGCAUCACCGUUUCCUGGACCUGCCCUUCAAGUAACAAAAUCUACGCCAGGACUUUGGAGGAAUCCCGAGCCUGCCCCAAACUACAUCUCCCAACAAGCUCGGCGCUCGGAGCGAACUACCGCUCCCAGCAUGCUCCACGAGCUGGGAGCCGGAAAAACCGUUUUCUACAGAGCACGGCGCCCUGAGUGUGGGUUAUAGGGCGGGGCGAAGCCGAAAAACUAGGAGGUGGUCUUCGCUCCACGUAUUUACUGUGGACAUUUUCGUUUACCAGACUACUCUGAUGCCGCCCACAUAUUUAUUCAGCUCAGCUCUCUUAGUUCCAGAUCUGCCUCCUAGAGAUCUCUCCCUGCGUGCCCCACAGACACCCUCGUCUUAGUAGUUUAGUGCAAAAUUGAGCUUCUCUUCUUUACCCAGCUGCGCCCCCAUCGUAUUGCUUAUUUAAGUGAUUACGCACGCCAAAAACCUGGAUUGUAUCCUUUCCUUAUCGCUCCUCCUUGCACUUGCCUCAGGUUGCUUCUUUCUAAGGGAUUUUUCUGCUUGGUUUAGUUUUCUCAGCCUAUCCUGUUUGUCAAGUCUUACUAAUCUGUCUUCAGUCUAUCGCACCCUGUAUUUCCCACACUAUAGCCACACCCAAGCUCUCUGUUCUACUUACAUUAUUAAUUCCCCCAACAUCCUCAUUGCUCUCCAGGACAAAAUACAAACUAUUUCACUUUGAAGGCACUCAAAACUACUUGUGGUUCUUAAGUGCUAGCCACUCCUCUGGAACACUACUUUGGAUAAAUUUCCUCAUUCUAGAGGCAUUAGUUUUCCAGGUCCAGAUUUACUUCUCUGCUACCUUUCAUUUAUCAUCUUUCUCCCUGGAAAAAAGAUCACUGGGUCCUGAGUGGUACCUUAUUCAUUUCUGCUUCCUCAGUGGAUCAGUUCGAUCCAGAGGAAGUGAAUGACUAUUUAUUAAAAUGCCACUUGAUUCCAUAGAGUUUUAGAGGAUCUGUAGAACAAGAUAAUACCAAUCUAAAACGAGAGAUACUUGACUAUUUAGGAGAAAAUAAAGGUAGAUUUCUAUCUUAGGGACUUCUUAAACAAUCUGCAAUGUAUUUUUGUACAUACAGUUGUCAUUCUCCCUCAGGAAUGAAAAAGCGAUUACCAGGUAGCACCACUGCAGGGCAACAUUGUUGGGAGUGUGAAAAUAUAUGUUCAUUUGUUAGAGGACUGAUUAUUAACUAUGGGAUAUUUUGAUAAUCAUCCUUGGUGAAAAAAGCACAGUGCAGAUCAAGUACACCAUGACUUAUUUUGUUAAAGAAAAGAUAGCAUAGUGAUUGUGUUUUCUGGAGCCAGGAUGCUUGCAUUUGAAUCCCAGCCUCACUGGGAGACUUUGUUAUUGAGUUACUGGCUUUGUUAUUGAGUUAGGAUACUUAGUUUUUAUAUUCCUCAGUUUCCUU